UAUUUCAGAUUCCAUUUCCAUUUCAACCAAGACCUAUCUGUGUUCAAAGUAAUAUGAUCAAUCAGGAACAAACUCAUUUUGGUUCUCUAUUUGUUCAAUAAUUUCGUUUGUUUCAGAUGAAUUCAGAGCUUCCAUUUCCCAUUUCUUCUUCUCAAAUCCCACCUGUAAUUCUUUCUUCCAACCUAUUUGAUUGGACCCGUCUAUCGAAACUCCCUUAUUAUACAAAGUCCUUUCAUGAAUACAUUUACCAAUAGCUAGCAUUGCUGCUUCAAAUCUAGCAGACAUUUAAGAAACUAGUUCUUAACCCAUUAAAUUUCCAGCAGUUCUGAUUUAAUCAUGAAUCCUUCACGCCCAGUGAAAGAAGAAUUUCCUGAAGGGGGUUCAUCUUACUCCGGCAAGCCGCCAUUGUUUCCUCCCCAGCCAAUGGAGGGUCUUAAUGAAACAGGCCCUCCACCUUUCCUCACAAAGGCGUUCGAUAUGGCCGAUGACCCAAACACUGAUCAUAUAGUUUCUUGGAGCAUAGCCGGCAAUAGCUUUGUUGUCUGGGAUCCUCACACCUUCUCCAUGGAUCUUCUUCCCAGAAAUUUCAAGCACAACAACUUCUCAAGCUUCGUCAGGCAGCUUAACACCUAUGGCUUCAGAAAGGUCGAUCCAGACAAGUGGGAGUUUGCCAAUGAAGGAUUUCUAAGAGGUCAGAAGCAUCUAUUGAAGAACAUCAAGAGGAGGAAGGCACCGUCACGGCCUAUCCCUCAGCAGCAAGCUCUGGACCCUUGCCUCGAAGUAGGACAAUUUGGAUUGGAUGUAGAAAUCGACCGGUUGAGGCGUGACAAGCAGGAACUCAUGAUGGAACUUGUGACACUCAGACAGCAACAACAGAAUACCCGUGCCCACCUUCAAACCAUGGAGCAAAGGCUACAAGGAACAGAGUUAAAGCAGAAACAAAUGAUGAAUUUCUUGGCAGGAGCAAUGCGGAAACCAGAUUUUAUCCAGCAAUUAGCCCAGCAAAAGGGAAAGAGAAAGGAACUAGAAGAAGCCGUCACAAAGAAACGGAGGCCCAUCGAUCAAGGACCCAGCAAUGUCAUUGAAGUUGGCAAAUCGAGCCUAAGAGGGUGGGAAGAACAGAACUCAACCAAGAGCGAACCAGAAGACUUCGGAGACCUUUUCGGGUUCAAACCGUCGGAGCUGGAGUUGCUGGAAAUGGAAAUGCAGGGAUUGGGUAAAUCCGGGACUGAGCAACAACAAGAAGAAGAAGAAAAGCAAGAAACGAAACUUGAGUGUGAAGAAGGUAAAGCACUGGAUAAGGGGUUCUGGGAAGAAUUGUUGAAUCAGGGCUUGGGUGAAGAAACGGGUCCCUUAGCCGCCGACGAAGACGCGGAGGACAUAAAUGUCUUUACCGAGGAGGACAUGAAUGUCUUGACAAAAUUUGAUCUUUUCGGCAGCAAGGGCAAGUCAGAGUUGAACUCCAAAGAGAACUGGAAGAUCUCCAACCAAAGUUGCAACGUUUUGCAACCUAAAACGUUGUGUCCAAUCAUGAAUCCUUCACGCCCAAUGAAAAAAGAGUUUCCUGAAGGGGGUUCAUCUUACUCCGGCGAGCCGCGGUCGUUUUCUCCCCAGCCAAUGGAAGGUCUUAAUGAAACAGGCCCUCCACCUUUCCUCACAAAAACGUUCGAUAUGGUCGAUGACCCAAACUCCGACCAUAUAGUUUCUUGGAGCAUGGCCGGCAACAGCUUUGUUGUCUGGGAUCCCCACACUUUCUCCAUGAAUCUUCUCCCCAGAAACUUCAAGCACAACAACUUCUCAAGCUUCGUCAGGCAGCUUAACACCUAUGGCUUCAGAAAGGUCGAUCCAGACAAGUGGGAGUUUGCCAAUGAAGGAUUUCUAAGAGGUCACAAGCAUCUAUUGAAGAACAUCAAGAGGAGGAAGGCACCAUCGCAGUCUAUCCAUCAGCAACAAGUUCUAGACCCUUGCCUCGAAGUGGGACAAUUUGGAUUGGAUACAGAAAUCGACCGGCUGAGUCGUGACAAGCAGGUCCUAAUGAUGGAGCUCGUGAAACUUAGACAGCAGCAGCAGAAUACCCGUGCCCACCUUCAAGCCAUGGAGCAAAGGCUACAAGGAACAGAGUUAAAGCAGCAACAAAUGAUGGCUUUUUUGGUAAGAGCAAUGCAGAACCCAAGUUUUAUCCAGAAAUUAGUCCAACACAAGGAAAGGAGAAAGGAACUAGAAGAAGCCAUCACAAAGAAACGGAGGCCCAUCGAUCAAGGACCCAGCAAUGUCGUUGAAGUUGGAGAGUCGAGCCAGAGAAGGUGGGAAGAACAAAACCCAAUCAAGAGCGAACCAGAAGACUUUGGAGACCUCUUCGGGUUCGAAGCGUCUGAGCUAGAGAUGCUGGGAAUGGAUAUGCAGGGAUUGGGUAAAGCUGGGAAGGAGCAACAAGAAGGAGAAGAAGAAGAGCUAGAAACUGAGCUUGAGGGUGAAGAAGGUAAAGCACUGGAUAAGGGAUUCUGGGAAGAAUUGUUUAACGAGAGCUUAAUUGGGUAAAGAAACGAGUCCCUUAGCUGCCAAGGAAGACGAAGAUCGAGGACAUGAAUAUCUUGACUAAGUUAGGUUACUUGAGUUAUUGAUCAA
Telopea speciosissima is the source of this 2625-nucleotide messenger RNA. RefSeq lists its product as uncharacterized. The transcript is spliced from 5 exons. Lineage: Eukaryota; Viridiplantae; Streptophyta; Magnoliopsida; Proteales; Proteaceae. Bases 337 to 2538 code for a protein of 733 amino acids. Gene Ontology annotation, cellular component: nucleus. Gene Ontology annotation, biological process: regulation of transcription by RNA polymerase II. The record is from RefSeq and is a predicted model, not a curated record. Gene Ontology annotation, molecular function: DNA-binding transcription factor activity; RNA polymerase II cis-regulatory region sequence-specific DNA binding.